AUGGGCAGUUCGCACUUGCUCAACAAUGGUUUGCCUCUCGGCAUUCGACCUCCAAUCAUGAAUGGGCCCGUGCACCCACGUCCACUGGUAGCAUUACUGGAUGGCCGAGAUUGUACAGUAGAAAUGCCCACUCUGAAAGAUGUAGUUACAGUGGCAUUUUGUGAUGCACAGUCCGCACAAGAAAUUCAUGAAAAGGUACUAAAUGAAGGUGCCUUGAUGUAUCACACUAUCACUUCAACACGAGAAGAUCUGGAGAGAUUCAAAGCUCUUCGAAUGAUUGUCCGAAUUGGCGGUGGUUUUGAUAACAUCGACAUCAAGUCUGCUGGGGAUUUAGGAACUGCAGUAUGCAAUGUGCCAGCUGCAUCAGUAGAAAAGAUUGCGGAUUCUACUAUGGGCCACAUCCUGAACCUAUACAGACGAACUACCUGGCUCUAUCAGGCAUUGCGAGAAGGCACAAGAGUCCAAAGUGUGGGACAGAUCCGGGAAGUUGCUUCUGGAGCUGCCAGGAUUCGAGGGCAGACCUUGGGCAUUAUUGGAUUAGGUCGUGUUGCACAGGCGGUUGCACUGCGUGCCAAAGGCUUUGGCUUCAAUGUCAUUUUCUAUGACCCAUACCUGUCUGAUGGCACUGAACGUGCUCUGGGGUUCCAGAGGGUGAGCACUUUACAGGACCUCCUUUUUCACAAUGACUGUGUGACCUUCCACCGCAGCUUGAAUGAACACAAUCAUCAUCUGAUUAAUGACUUCACCAUUAAGCAGAUGAGACAAGGGGCUUUCCUGGUGAACACAGCACGAGGUGGGUUGGUAGACGAAAAAGCACUGGCACAGGCCCUGAAGGAAGGAAGGAUACGAGGGGCAGCCUUAGAUGUACAUGAGUCAGAACCAUUCAGCUUUAAUCUGAUCGGCACUCCCCAUGCAGCAUGGUACAGUGGGCAGGCGUCCAUUGAGAUGCGAAGAGCCAUCACAAGUCGUAUUCCAGACAGCCUGAAAAAUUGUGUUAAUAAAGAUCAUUUGACUGCAGCUACACACUGGGCCAGUAGACCAGCAGUAGUUCAUCCAGAGCUUACUGGUGCUGCAUACAGCAGGUACCCUCCAGGCGUGGUGAGCAUGGGUCCAGCUGACAUCCCUGCAGCAGUAGAAGGUAUAGUCCCCAGCACCAUGUCCUUAUCCCAUGGGCUCCCCACUGUAGCCCAUCCUCCCCAUGCUCCUUCCUCUGGCCAAACUGUCAAACCAGAAGCUGAUAGAGACCACCCAAGUGACCAAUUGUAGCCUAAGAAAAUAGCAUUCCCAACAUUGGAGCUUUCAACUUUGAAGAUGAUGUGGAAAAAAAUAUGGAUUUUUGAAUAGAGCAAAACCAUAAACUUACAGGAGACCAUAAUUGUUUUAGAAACUGGUCCAAUAUACAGAUAUAAAAGGCAAAAGGUGUGGGAGGUGAAAAGAAGAUUUGGAAAACUUUUUUUCCUCCGUAUAA
Messenger RNA from Trichosurus vulpecula (common brushtail), 1468 nucleotides. RefSeq names its product C-terminal-binding protein 1-like. The record is from RefSeq and is a predicted model, not a curated record. Lineage: Eukaryota; Metazoa; Chordata; Mammalia; Diprotodontia; Phalangeridae. Gene Ontology annotation, molecular function: oxidoreductase activity, acting on the CH-OH group of donors, NAD or NADP as acceptor; NAD binding; transcription corepressor activity.